CCCCUGCAGUUAGCCCAGAGGGAUUUUUGAAAAUCAGCCCAAAAACGAAGAAAGACGGCAAGUCUUAAACAAUGGUGCUGCUACAAGUCAUCCUGACAGGCUGCACUGCGCAUGUGAGCAGAGAUUUGAAGUCAGGCAGGUGGAAGAUGAGUGGCUCUCCUCCAGCUGUGACCUCAGAUGAUCCCUCCUCUUCCUCUCUGUGCUCCAGUUUCCAGGGUUUGAAGCUCUCCGCAGCUCUCUGACUCACAACAACGGAUCGGUCACUUUUCUCAGCUGCUUCAAGUCGGACACAACCAGAGUCAUCCGAACCGGCAGAACUACUCAUCCAGACUGAAAAACCCAGAAGAGCCGCACAUCACAAGUGGUUACCAUGUCUGGCGAAGAGGCUCCAACUCAGCAGCAACAACCUGAGCAGGAGAAGCAGCCGGAGGAGCCUCCACCAGCUGCAGCUGCUGCUGCUCCAGCUGCGGCUCCAGAUGCUGCUGCACCGCAGGAGUCUGCGGGGAGCAUACCCGCAGCCGAGGAGAAGCGCCUCUCCUUCAGGGCUCUGGUCCUCACCGGGCACGGCGGGUAUGACAAAGUGAAGCUGCAGGUGAAGACGCAGCCUGAGCCGCAGCUGAAGGCGGGAGAGGUCCUGGUGCGGGUCAAGGCGUGCGGGCUGAACUUCGCCGAGCUGCUGGGCAGACAGGGGCUGUACGAGCUGCUGCCCGCCCCGCCGGUCGUGAUGGGAAUGGAGGGCUCCGGGGUCAUCGAGGCGGUCGGGGAGGAUGUGAAGGACCGGAAAGUGGGGGAUCGUGUCAUCGUGAUGAGCCGCAGUGGCAUGUGGCAGGAAGUGGUCGUUGCGCCCGCCAGCCACACAUUCCCCAUGCCGGAGCAGAUGAGCUUUGAGGAAGGCGCUGCUAUCCCCAUCAACUACAUGACCGCCUACAUGAUGUUGUUUGAGAUGGCCAAUCUGAGGCCGGGCAAGAGCGUUCUCGUCCACAUGGCAGCAGGUGGGGUCGGUGUCGCUGCUACCCAGCUGUGUCAGACGGUGCCAGAUGUGACCGUUUUUGGCACGGCGUCAGCCUCCAAACACGAGACCAUCGCCGAAGGCGGAGUAACUCAUCCCAUCGACUACCGCACCAAAGACUACGUGGAGGAAAUCCGCAAAAUCAGCCCCAAGGGAGUGGACAUCGUCCUCGACCCACUCGGAGGUCUGGACACUCAGAAAGGUUUUAGUUUGCUGAAACCUUUGGGCAUGCUCAUAGUCUUUGGUGCGGCUAACUGUGUGACGGGCCAGAAGAAGAACCUGUUGGCCAUGGCUAAGACCUGGUACAACCAGCUCUCUCUCAACACGCUGAAGCUGAUGCAGGCCAACAAGGCCGUGUGUGGCUUCCACCUGGGCUACAUCACCGACGAGCAGCUCCUGAGCAGCAACAUGUCCAAGCUGCUGGAGCUGUAUGGGCAGGGGAAGAUCAAGCCCCGCAUCGACUCAUGCUACCACUUCGAAGAGGUGACGGAUGCCAUGAGGCGCAUGCAUGAACGCCAAAACAUCGGGAAAGUCAUCCUUCUUCCUGAACCGAAGAAGGUGGAGGAAGAGAAGCCAAAGUCCGACCCCGAGCCGGUAGAAAAUGUGGAAAAAUCCGAAGCUGCCGUCAGCGAGAAGAAAGAAGAGGCCACAGAGGAAGUAAAAGCAGAGAAAGAUUGAGUAAGAGUGAUUGUUUGAAUGAUAUUUUUGAGCACAUCCUCAGUAAGUUCCUUGUUGUACAAAAAAAAAUAGGAAAGAAAAGAGAAGCAACGGUCGCCAUGAAUUCUUUGACUUUAUCAGUCUUUUCAAAAUGUUUAUCAAGAUCUUGUUGUGCAAUAUGUCAAAUGAGUGUCGUGUUUAUGUGGGAGAUACUUGUGGUUGAAAUAAAAAUUGAGUGUCAUAUUA
Acanthopagrus latus (yellowfin seabream) is the source of this 1912-nucleotide messenger RNA. Its product is annotated as synaptic vesicle membrane protein VAT-1 homolog. Bases 371 to 1687 code for a protein of 438 amino acids. Gene Ontology annotation, molecular function: oxidoreductase activity. The transcript has 8 exons. The record is from RefSeq and is a predicted model, not a curated record. Lineage: Eukaryota; Metazoa; Chordata; Actinopteri; Spariformes; Sparidae.